AUGCGAGGGGAGGAGAGACGCAGAACACCGACCGUCCUUCGCACAGCACUAGCAGCAGGCACCACCGCAGUCACCGCGACGACGACGUCGACGAUCGUGCUUCUUCCUACUCUAGCAGACCACGACGAAGGGAACACGCCGGCCCAGACUCGUCGCCCCCUAGGCGAGAGCGAGAACGCCGUAGCCUCCCCGACGACGACGACGACGAAGAGUAUCGUCACCGCCGUCGAGCUUCUUAUGAUCGCACAGAUCGAGAACGUCCUCGCGACCCGGAUCGUUACGAACGAGAACGCGAGCGUGAAAGCGACCGCAGAAGGGACAGGGACAGGGAUCACUACUAUCCCCGUGAUUCAAAGAGACGACGCUCGCGCUCACGAGAUGCUUAUGAACGCCCUCGCCGGCACAGGGAUGAUUACGACGAACGCGAACGCGAACGCGAUAUACCCGAACGUCGCUAUCCCGACGACCGACGAAUGCGCGAUGAGAGGCGUCAGCGCAGGUGAGCGAUAUCACCUUUGGGUGUAGACUUGUUGUUGCGGCAACUGACCCACUUGCGCGUACAGUCCUCCCCGUCGACGCCACUCUCCGAGCUACGACGAUGAGCCGCGUAGCAACCGCCGCCGAAGGUCUCCCAGCCCCGAGUAAGCACACACACACCACUCUCACGAUCCGACCAGCCCAAACUGACUCGAUCCUGCCCAUUCAGACUGGACGAAGAGCAACGUGAGAUGCGAUCCAUUUUUGUCUCGCAACUGUCGGCGCGUGUCGGCGACCGUGAACUGGGCAUCUUCUUUGAGCACCAGGCUGGCAAAGUCCGCGAAGCACGCGUGAUCGUCGAUCGCAUCUCUCGCAGGUCCAAAGGGUGAGCAACAUUCGGAGUGACCUUUACAUUCCUUCACGUGCUGAUCCAUGUCGAGCCUACCACUUUUCAGUGUCGGCUACGUCGAGUUCGUCGAAUUGGAAACCGUUCAAAAGGCACUCACCCUCUCCGGCACCAAGCUCCUCGGAAUCCCUAUCGCCGUGCAGUACACCGAAGCCGAGAAGAACCGACAAGCUCGUGAACCGGGAGCCGUGGCCGCGGGCAACGCACCACCUGGUGGUGCUGUUGCUACGCAAGGACAAGCCCCUCCGAAUCAGUGAGUCACCCUAGUCUCUAGGCCGGUCUUGUAUGACGGGAUGAGCUGCUGACCCCAAAGCGAUUUGUCACGUGGCAACAGGUCCUCGCUAUUGAACAGGCUCUAUGUCGGCUCGCUCAACUUCGCACUGACCGAUGAGGAUGUUCGCCAGGUGUUCCAGUCCUUUGGCGAGAUUACCCGCGUUGAUCUCCAUCGCGAUGCCAUCACCAACAAGUCCAAGGGUUACGCUUUUGUACAGUCAGUGGGAACAGACACUCGUACAUUCAUGACGUGGUGGAUAGAUGUGCUGAUGUGCAGGCGGCCCCGACUGACAGGUUCAAAGAGGUUGCGCACGCUCAAGAGGCGCUGGCAAAGAUGAACAACUUUGUCUUGGCGGGUCGGGAGGUAUGUCACGGUCGCAUCUGUAGGGCGGGGCGUGAACGUUUCUGAACCUGCCUUUUCGCGAUCGAUCGAUCUACAGAUCAAAGUCGGCCUCGUCGGUGAUCGAACCAUGUCCGCGAACCGAGGCGAAACCCAACUCCAACAAGAAGAUGGUACGUCGAGCCGGCAGCCAAUCGAGCACAAAAGAAAACGGCUUCCUUCUUUACCCGCGUUCAAUUUCAAUGAUUGCUGAUUGAGAAGCCGACGGAGGGUGUACAGGUCCAUCGUUGAACAACAUUUCGAGGAUCGAGCUGAUGCAGAAGCUAGCGCGCAGUGAUCAACCCGAGGAGAUGGACGCGCUCAAAACUUCUGUGUGAGUGCUCGAGGAGCUGGUGUUUAGAGAGGUCGGGAACGCUGAUCAUUAGUUUUGUGAUUUGGAUAGUCCCCGCCCUAUCAUCCCCACAGCGACGACUCGCAAUGUGUGAGUCUCCGCAGACAAUUGAAACGUUUAACUUCCAACCAGCUGACCCAAGCUCACACUUGUUACUUCUCCAGUGUGAUGGCCAACGCCUUCAACCCGGAAGAAGAGACCGAGCCAGACUGGGACGUCGAACUGCGCGAUGACGUUAAAGAAGAAUGUCAAAACUCGUACGGCCCCAUUCUGGACAUUUAUGUGCUCAAAGAAUCCAAAGUAAGUUGCUUCCCUUCCAACGAGGUGCGAGUGGAUUACCGCUCACUUACGAUUUUGAUGAGGGCGUCGUACAGGGCGAGAUUUACAUCCGUUUCGGAUCGGUCCAGGAUGCGAUCAAAGCGGUCGCGGGUUUGAACGGCAGGUUCUUUGGUGGGAAUCAGAUCACGGCCAGUCAUACGUCUGAUCAAUUGUUUGAUGCUAAGAAAUAG
Molecule: messenger RNA, 2396 nt
Organism: Microbotryum saponariae
Lineage: Eukaryota; Fungi; Basidiomycota; Microbotryomycetes; Microbotryales; Microbotryaceae
Source: the annotation of a GenBank genome assembly